ACCACGAAAGUCGCAUAGUUAGUGGAUAUUACAUCAAGCGCUCAUCAUCAAACGAAGUUAGCGUGCUUGCCAAAUGCUUUAAUAUAUAGUACUUCAUACCGUUAUUCUAAGUUCCAGAACAAAAGGCCAUUUAGUUCAAAGGAUAUUUUGUAGUCGCUUCACAACAAUGUUUUCCCGACGCCAGUCGCUCCAAGAGAAGACAAAUGUUAUUGCUGCUCAGUUCUAUUUUAGCAAAGCCACUGCUAAUGCUGUCGCUUGUAGCACAAUAUGCAGCCUAGUUGACACCAUGGCGACGCUCACGUGACCCUAUUACGAUGCCGUGAUUGGCUCAGUCAUUUUCCGGCUGGUUUCUGAUUGGUUACCGUAAUAACGCGUACUGACAUAACGGAAGCAAAACAAGAUCAUCUCUGAACUUGAGCUGCAACAAUCCCAGUGUUUUGGUAUACGCAGCUGUAUAAUUGCAUUGGUCUUGGACUAUCAGAAGACCAUGGAGGCUAAGUUGAAGAAGGAGUUGGGGACAACCAUGUUGAAGUCAACGGGUCACUCAGGAGGUGGAUGUAUCAGCGAGGGCCAAAGUUAUCAUACUGACUCUGGGAGAGUGUUUGUGAAGAUAAAUCAUAAGAGCGAGGCAAAACUAAUGUUUGAUGGGGAGAUGGCCAGUUUGGAAGCCAUUUUUAAGACAGAAACCAUCAAAGUCCCCAAGCCUGUGAAGGUGAUUGAGCUUGACACAAAAGGAUGCAUGUUUGUGAUGGCUCUGGACAUGAGAGGUCUUAGCAAGUACUCAAAGCAACUUGGAGAGAAGAUGGCAGAUCUGCAUCUCCACAACAAGAGACAGUUGGAAACAUUAAAUAAAGAGCAGCAGACAGUGGGGAAAGGAGCUGGCCAGUCCGAGGUUGAAGCUGUUGAGAAAUUUGGCUUCCAUGUAAAGACAUGGCUGGGAUAUCUACCACAGGAAAACGAAUGGGAGAAGAACUGGGUGACGUUUUUCUCCAGGUGCAGACUGCAGCACCAGCUCAACAUGGUGGAGAAUGGAGAAUCUUAUGGAGACAGAGAGGCCGAGAACUAUGGCCAGAACUACAGAGAAAGAUACCCCAGUUUUUCACAGAUAUGGAAAUAGUCCCUGCUCUUCUCCAUGGAGAUUUAUGGGGUGGCAAUGUGGAAGAGUGUGCAGAUGGUCCAGUCAUCUUUGACCCCGCUUCCUUCUAUGGACAUUCUGAGUAUGAGCUGGGUAUUGCAGGGAUGUUUGGGGGCUUCAACAGCUCUUUCUACUCUGCAUAUUAUGAAAGGAUUCCUAAAGCACCAGGCUUCGAAAAGAGAAACCAACUCUACCAACUCUUCCAUUAUCUGAAUCACUGGAACCACUUUGGUGGUGGUUACAGGGGCUCUUCAAUAAGGAUUAUGAAGAAUCUAUUAAAAUAGCUGUACAGACAUUCCGUUGUGGGAGGCUCACAGUCUUAAACACUACCAAAGUAUUACAUUUAAGAUAAUAUCAUGACAGAUUAUUAGUUGACCAAAAUUGGUGUGGCUUAUUGUUAAAAAGACAAAUUAUAUAUACAGUAUGCAUCACAAAAUAUCUCCUGAUCUGUCUGCUCAGCCAUUACUUGCCUGCUGAAAAAUAAGAAAUAAAAUGCAUAGAAUGUCUUCCAUUAAUCCACUAACAAGACUGCAUACACUAAUUCACUACAUACACCCAUGAUGCUGUUUAUCAGUAAUGGCAAUUAUCCUUGUAAAAUGUACUAUCCACUGCAUUAGGACCAAUAAAUCCUGGGAUGAUCAAAGUGUU
Messenger RNA from Notolabrus celidotus (New Zealand spotty), 1783 nucleotides. RefSeq names its product fructosamine 3 kinase related protein (gene fn3krp). Lineage: Eukaryota; Metazoa; Chordata; Actinopteri; Labriformes; Labridae. The record is from RefSeq and is a predicted model, not a curated record.